This is a messenger RNA of Drosophila willistoni, 1781 nucleotides long. It is a transcript of the gene B52, whose product is annotated as serine-arginine protein 55. The record is from RefSeq and is a predicted model, not a curated record. Gene Ontology annotation, cellular component: cytoplasm; ribonucleoprotein complex; nucleus. Bases 197 to 1285 code for a protein of 362 amino acids. NCBI's taxonomy places the organism in Eukaryota, Metazoa, Arthropoda, Insecta, Diptera, Drosophilidae. Gene Ontology annotation, biological process: mRNA splice site recognition; alternative mRNA splicing, via spliceosome. Gene Ontology annotation, molecular function: mRNA binding. The transcript has 9 exons.
GCUGUCACUAUCACUUCCGUUUUCGGUGAGGUUGAGUUCGCAUUUAUUCGUGUGGCUAGCUUGUGUGUUCUGUGAGAAGAAAAAAAAAAGAAAAGAAAACGCAGGAGAAUAGUAUUCAAAAAGCUAGUGAACUAGAAAUCCACAAUCAAUAAUCUUUAGUAAACGCAAAUUUUGCUAAAGAAAAUAUAUAGAUAAUAUGGUUGGAUCCAGGGUAUAUGUUGGCGGUCUGCCGUAUGGUGUGCGUGAGCGCGACUUGGAGCGUUUUUUCAAAGGCUACGGCCGCACUCGCGAUAUACUCAUCAAGAAUGGCUAUGGCUUUGUGGAAUUUGAAGACUAUCGUGAUGCAGAUGAUGCCGUCUACGAAUUAAAUGGAAAAGAACUUCUCGGAGAGCGGGUGGUUGUGGAACCAGCUAGGGGAACAGCUCGUGGCAGUAAUCGUGACCGAUACGAUGAUCGCUAUGGAAAUCGCCGAGGAGGAGGCGGGCGAUACAAUGAUAAAAACAAAAAUUCCAGAUCAUCCUCUCGCUAUGGGCCACCUUUGCGUACCGAAUAUCGUUUGAUUGUUGAGAAUUUGUCCAGUCGUGUUAGCUGGCAGGAUCUUAAAGAUUAUAUGCGUCAGGCUGGCGAGGUUACCUAUGCUGAUGCCCACAAGCAACGCCGCAAUGAAGGUGUGGUGGAAUUCGCUUCAUUGUCGGACAUGAAGACGGCUAUUGAGAAGUUAGAUGACACCGAGCUUAAUGGACGCCGUAUUCAUUUGGUUGAAGAUCGCCGUGGAGGACGCAGUGGUGGCGGUGGUGGUGGCGGCGGCGGCGGCGGUGGUGGCGGUGGCCGUGGACGAUCUCGUUCAUCCAGCUCUCGUUCACGCUCUCGCUCCCGCAGGCGUUCUCGUUCGCGUCGCUCCUCGCACUCGCGUUCCAAGUCCCGCAGCCGCUCCAAAUCUCGCGGUGGACGCUCCAAGUCCAAGUCACCAGUCAAAUCUCGUUCACGCUCGCGUUCUCGCUCAAACAAAUCACGCGAUGUAUCCAAAUCGAAGUCAAAGUCCCAUUCACGCACUCGUUCCCGUUCACCAAAGCGCGAACGUGACUCACGCUCCCGCUCACGCUCCAACUCGAAGCGUGAGUCGCGUUCUCGUUCACGUUCCAAGUCAAAUCGCCGUGACUCUCGUUCGCGCGAUCGUUCCGCCUCUGUUGACAACAAGUCGCGUUCCCGUUCUCGCUCACGUUCGGCUUCACCCAAAAAUGGAAAUGCUUCACCGGAUCGCAACAACGAGAGUAUGGACGAUUAGAUUAUAUAGUUAGCUGUCCCCAUUAAUUUUAAACAAAAAACAAAAACAAAAAAAAAAAAAACACAUUUGGAUUUAGAUAUCUACUUACUACAAAACUUUAUUCUACAAAAUCAGACACCUUAUUUUAUUAUCGAGAGAAUCACCAAAACAAAAAAUGAGAAAUCCUCCACUACCAAAACACAACGUCAACAUUUUUUUUAAUAUUUAAAAAUUAUGUUUUAAGAAUUCACUCGACAAUGUACACGUAGACCAACAAUACCCCGAUUGGGUGAAUAAUGCUAUAUAGUAACAACAUGUAUAUAUUAUCGAGUCUUUUCUUCAUAAUAUAUAGGUUCCCAAAAGGAUAAAUAAUUAAAUCAAAAAAGCCAUGAAAUUGUAAUUUUGAAACAUUUGUAAACCACCUAGAAAAGCACUACAUACAUACAUGUUGUCUAUACAAAUAAUAAACAAACAAAAAACAAAAUAACAAUGUCAAUAAAUAACAGAUGAAUUUCAA